AUGGCCGCUUUCUCGGCCAGCGUCUUGGCGACAAAGUAUGGGCCCCCGAAAGGUCUCUGCCUCCUUACGAACUCCACAUCAGUCCACGAACUUUCGUCGAUCAGGCCCGAUGGGCCUGUCUUAGCUCCCAAAUAUGCGGCCGCGAUGCUCGAGGUGUACACCACGCGCCUAAUGGUUUUGGCAUCUGCGCAAGCCUGCAGGAUGCCCUGCAGGCCCGUCGUGACCCGUUUGACCUUCACAUCCUCGGGCUCUGUCUCCUCGAAAUCCAGAGGAUGGGCCACGUGGAAAAGCCCAAUGCACCCCUCAAUGGCAGGCCUGAAUGUCUCAGGCCUGUCGAGGUCCGCAUUGAAGAUCUGUAGCCUCUCAGAUGCGCCCGGGAGGCUCGUUAGGAAGCUGAUAGUGUGA
Striga asiatica is the source of this 405-nucleotide messenger RNA. Lineage: Eukaryota; Viridiplantae; Streptophyta; Magnoliopsida; Lamiales; Orobanchaceae. The record is from the annotation of a GenBank genome assembly.